Molecule: messenger RNA, 921 nt
Organism: Notechis scutatus (mainland tiger snake)
Lineage: Eukaryota; Metazoa; Chordata; Lepidosauria; Squamata; Elapidae
Product: C-reactive protein-like
Biological process (GO): innate immune response
Molecular function (GO): complement component C1q complex binding
Source: RefSeq, a predicted model, not a curated record
ACCAUGUUGGAGCAGCUCCGCCUGUCCGUGGAGGCCCCUGUGGUCUCCAGAAGCUGGGUGAAAUCUGCUGAUCUUUUCAUUGGCAUGGUCCUCAGUUGGGCUGUUGGAUCUUCUGUUCAUGAUCUCUGGAACAAGGUCUUUGUAUUCCCAGCAUCAUCGGCCACGGCCGUUGUGGAUCUCCAGGUCUCCAACCAGCAAACCUUGAAAGAGCUGACUGUCUGUUUGAGAUACUACACCCUCCUGUCCCGUCCGUACAGCCUCUUCUCUUACGCCACCCGGUCAAGUAGUAACGAUUUUCUGAUUAUCAGGUUCUCCCGCACUGACUAUUCUAUUUACGUUGGUGGGGAAGAUGUAAGUUUCAAAGUUCCUUUGAAGGAGAAACCCAGCUGGGACCACAUCUGUGUUUCGUGGGACUCCAGCAGUGGGCUAGUCCAGUUGUGGCUCAACGGAGAACCUCUCCCUCGACUGGGCCUGCAAAAGGGUUACAGCAUCAGCCCCCAGGCCUCCAUCGUGCUGGGCCAAGACCAAGACAGCUUCGGAGGGGGCUUUGACUUCAACCAAUCCUUCGUGGGGGAGAUGUCGGACGUCCACAUGUGGGCCCGGGUUCUAACGCCUGUGGCGGUUAAAUUGAUCUGGAACAGCAUCUCUCCUGUGGACCCCCUCAUAUACUGGAGGUCCCUGAGCUACAGCAUCAAGGGAGAGGUCUAUGUGGAGGAUUUCCUGGCUCCCCAACAUAUGUGAAAGAAAGAGAGAGAGAGAGAAAGAAAGAAUGUAAGAGAAAGAAAAGAAAAUUCUGCUUGGGGAAAAAAAAAUCUAUAUUUCUGCAAAGGGAUGCAAAUUGCUGAUUCUUUACAAAUGCUGGUAAAGAAUAUGUGAGCAUUAUACUUUCUUUAUCAAUAAAAUUAGAUUUUUUUGUGUCAC